CACGAUGAGGCUCAAACUCUCACUUGUCUGUGUCGGUGUCCUGCUGUUGGUGGCCCUUACAGGGGUAAGCGGCAGAUGUGGAGGAGGAGGAAGAGGUAGACCAGGAGGUGGUAGACCGGGAGGAAGACCAUGUGGUGGAGGCGGAGGUCGCCCGGGUGGUAGACCAUGCGGGGGCGGUGGUAGACCCUCAGGUGGUAGACCAUGCGGGGGUGGUGGUAGACCCCCAGGUGGUAGACCAUGCGGGGGUGGUGGUAGACCCCCAGGUGGUAGACCAUGCGGGGGUGGUGGUAGACCCCCAGGUGGUAGACCAUGCGGAGGUGGAGGUCGCCCAGGUGGUAGACCCCCAGGUGGUAGACCAUGCGGUGGUGGAGGUCGCCCAGGUGGUAGACCCCCAGGUGGUAGACCAUGCGGUGGAGGUGGUAGACCCCCCUGUGGUAGACCUCAUCCGGGAGGUAGACCGUGCGGAGGAGGGGGAGGACGCCCGCCACCAGGAGGUAGACCGUGUGGGGGAGGUAUCCCGCCCCGCCCCCGACCUCAGCCUGCCACUGUCAGACCAACACCUUCAGUGUGCGGAACAAACCGACCACGCCCACCUCCGCCCAGACCACGCCCAACAAUGGUGGUAUGUCCGGGUCGACCUAUGCCCCCACCUACAAUUUCCGUGUGUGUACCGCCCCCACCACGCCCACCCCGACCACCCAGUCCAGGAGGCAGACCCAUCUCCCGACCCACAUGCUCUGGUGGUCUUUCCCAAAUUCACCAUCAGCAAAGAGGAAACACAGGUCAGCGUGGUGACUUUCUCCAACAAAAUCAAGAGAGCCUUCUGCUUCAACGCCUACUACAAUAUCGAGGCAAUGAAAGCUGCCAUUGACAAAAUCCCUUACACGAAAGGAGGUACCCAGACGGGCAAAGCCCUCAAGUAUGCCAAGGACCAGUCCUUCAAGAAGAAAUGUGGCUUCCGGCCUGACUCAGCCAAAGUGGUCAUCGUGCUGACAGAUGGAAAGUCCACUAAUCCCGAGCAAACCAAGACGCACGCCAAAAACCUGAAGAAGACCGGGGUCAAGAUCAUCAGUAUCGGUGUUGGUCAAGGUGUGACCAUGGAAGAGCUCAAGGUGAUCGCCUCCAACAACAACCUGGUGUUCAAGCCACGUGACUUUAACGAACUGGACCAGAAGCUGGACAAGAUCACCUCGACGACCUGCAUCACCGCCCAGUCAAGCGGUUUUUACUGGGGCAAACACAACGCCCAGUUUGGCAUGGUUCUGUUCUCCACCACGGUGGUCAAAGUGUAUACCUUCACUGUGUGGAAAAACCCCGGACAACUGCUCGCUUCCCGGCGUACAACCAGCUGUGUGCUGACCACUGUGCCUCCAACUACCAAUGUCUGGAAUCCGCGGGCGAGUUCCGCUGUAUUUGUAAGAAGGGAAACGUUUACGACACGAACAAAUACGCCUGUGUACCACUGCCUGGGUUCCGUGAGAAAUGCACCGCUGUGUGUAGCGCCAACCUCCAGUGUGUGAAAGCCCAAGGAGGCAAAAAGUGCCUCUGUCCACUCGGAUUUGUCUACAACAAAAAGACCAAGCACUGUACUCUAGGUGCCCCACCAGCCUUUAAAAAUUCUUCCAAAACUGAUGACGGCAAAGAUAUUCAGAAAGAUUUUGGAACAACAUCGAUAGUCUGGUGGUUAGACUACCGGACCCGUUAUCGUGAGACUGAAGUUCGGGAGUUCAAGCCUCAUUUCAGCCCGAGGCUGUGUCCACAGGAAUAG
This is a messenger RNA of Aplysia californica (California sea hare), 1768 nucleotides long. Its product is annotated as collagen alpha-2(VI) chain-like. The record is from RefSeq and is a predicted model, not a curated record. Lineage: Eukaryota; Metazoa; Mollusca; Gastropoda; Aplysiida; Aplysiidae.